Messenger RNA from Salvia splendens (bonfire salvia), 366 nucleotides. RefSeq names its product glycine-rich protein 5-like. The coding region runs from base 1 to 366 and encodes 121 amino acids. The transcript has a single exon. NCBI's taxonomy places the organism in Eukaryota, Viridiplantae, Streptophyta, Magnoliopsida, Lamiales, Lamiaceae. The record is from RefSeq and is a predicted model, not a curated record.
AUGGCAAAGUUGUGUUUGAUGCUUUUCAUUUGCCUUGUAACAGCUCAUCAGAUCACAGCUAGGGUUUUGCCAGGCGAUGCAGACCAGAAGAACUUCGCCUCUUUCGGCGGCCUAGGCGGCUACUCCGGCAUCGGUGGGGGCGGCCUUCCCUUCGGAGGCGUCGGCGGCGGGAUAGGCUCCGGAGCAGGGCUCGGUGGCGGCAUUGGCGGUGGCAUCGGCACUCUGCCCGCUGGCGGCCUUGGAGUUGGAGGCAUUGGAGGCGGAAUCGGCAACCUUGGCGGCCUCGGCCUCGGGGCUGGUGGCGGAGUUGGUGCUGGAGUCGGUGGCGGUGAUGGUGAUGGUGCCGCCGCUUUGCCGUACCCUUGA